ACCAAUAACGUGGACGAAUUACUCAACCGUUGUGUAACCAUUGUGUUUUCUGAACGCAGCCAAUUUUCUCACCUGUAUGCUCAUCUGAAAUUUAAAAACCAUCUUAAGAAAAUGGCUACUACGUCAACUACAAUAAACAUAGAAAAUGAUUCUACCAAACAUGGGGACAACACAGAGAUAAAAAAACAACUUAAAGAGAGAGCUGAAAGGAAUCGUCAGAGAGCUAUGUUAUUAAAGAAAUCCAAGAUUAUAACACAUCCCUAUGCAAAUAGCGACUCAACAAGCAAAAGAUUGUUAAAAGUACAAGGACAGCGUGUUAUCGACAGUGGUGGAGGCUUUCUCAUAGAAGAAAAUGGUGAUCUGGAACAGCAAAUGUUAAAAAUAAGAAUAGAACCAGAACCUGUGCUUGGUAAAUUCAACGAUUGUGAAGAAUGUCAACAAAAAUUUGGUGAUUCAUAUCUUUUACAUACAUUUGAUCUUUCGGUCUGUGAUGAAUGCAGAGAUAAGGAAGGAAAACAUUCAUUAAUUACUAAAACAGAAGCUAAACAAGAUUAUUUAUUGAAAGAUUGUGAUCUUGAUAAACGGGAGCCUGCACUAAAAUACAUCAUACGGAAGAAUCCACACAACUCAAAUUGGGGCGAAAUGAAGUUAUAUUUGCAUUUGCAAAUUGAGCAAAGAGCUUUGGAGGUUUGGGGUUCAAAACAAAACUUGUUGAAUGAAAAAGUAAUGCGCGAUAUCAAGCGAGAGGGAGCAAAAAUUAAGAAAUUCAAUAAAAAGAUGAAAGAGUUGCGCAUGCAAGUUAGAAGUUCUUUGUAUGAUAAGACAACCAAGGCUGCGCAUGUUCAUGAAUUUGGAGAAGAUACAUACAACAAAGAAGACGAUACAUAUACACAUACCUGUACAACCUGUGGUUAUGAAGAAACUUAUGAAAAAAUGUAACAAUGCACAUUACAACAAAUAUUUGUAGCAGCAUGAAUUAUAUACAAUUGGUUCAAUUUUUUAUACUGAAAUAUACAACUUUGUUUCGAAAAUUUGUGAAAAAAUGCAAUAGUAUGGAUAUUAUGACAAUAUGAACGAUAUAUUUAAUUCUUUUGUACAAGUCAAAUAU
Harpegnathos saltator (Jerdon's jumping ant) is the source of this 1108-nucleotide messenger RNA. RefSeq names its product DNA repair protein complementing XP-A cells homolog Xpac (gene Xpac). The coding region runs from base 112 to 939 and encodes 275 amino acids. Gene Ontology annotation, biological process: nucleotide-excision repair, DNA damage recognition; UV-damage excision repair; base-excision repair. The transcript is spliced from 6 exons. Gene Ontology annotation, cellular component: nucleotide-excision repair factor 1 complex. The record is from RefSeq and is a predicted model, not a curated record. NCBI's taxonomy places the organism in Eukaryota, Metazoa, Arthropoda, Insecta, Hymenoptera, Formicidae. Gene Ontology annotation, molecular function: damaged DNA binding.